Ilex paraguariensis (yerba mate) is the source of this 3006-nucleotide messenger RNA. The record is from the annotation of a GenBank genome assembly. NCBI's taxonomy places the organism in Eukaryota, Viridiplantae, Streptophyta, Magnoliopsida, Aquifoliales, Aquifoliaceae.
CGAACGGCACGGAGAUGAAAGGACCUCUUAGUUAAAGUUACAAGCACAGGCACUGUAGCAGAAACGCCAACGGAUCGUACACGCCCUGCUUCUCUCUCUCUCCCGUACCCUGCGUGAACUUUAUCUCUCUCUCCAUCCCAGUCUAUCCCCCACUGCGCCGAGAAUGGCAAAUCCCGUAGAGAAGAGGACUGAUGAGAAUGGGGAUUGCUCCAUCGCAAACUAAGCUUGAAAGCUUCUCCGUGUGAAGUGUUUGGUUCAAGCGUAUUCGCUCACUUGGUAGAUUUUGGACACAAGAUGGCCUCAAAGAAAAUAAUAGCUAUAUGCCAAUCUGGAGGUGAAUUCGUGCCAAAUAAAGAUGAUGGGUCUUUAUCAUACAAUGGUGGGGAGGCGUAUGCAUUGGAUCUUGAUCCGCAAGCACAGUUAAGUGAUUUCAAGCAGGAACUAGCUGAAACGUUUCAAUGUAGUGUCCAUGGCAUGUCAAUCAAGUACUUCCUUCCGGGGAACAAGAAAACUCUUAUUACGAUAUCUAAAGAUAAGGACCUCAAACGCAUGAUUAACUUCUUUAAGGAUUCUGACCAAGUGGAGGUUUUUAUCAUAGCAGAAGAAGCUGCUGCUCGAAAUGUUUCAAACAUGCCUGCCAGUAGGUCAAGCAGGACAACUGUGUCAGAGGCAGUGGUUCUUCCUUCAGCUGCCCCUAUUAAUGCAAUCCAUGCCUAUGAUCCCAUUGAUAUGGACAUAACCUAUGAAAUCACACCAGGUGGCACUCCUGGUGGCAUAUAUGAUAAACAUCGUAUAGCUGCAACACAGUGGGAGAACACUAUUACUGGUGUGGACCAAAGAUUUAAUAGUUUCAAUGAAUUCCGUGAAGCUCUGCAUAAAUACUCAAUCGCUCAUGGAUUUGCUUACAAAUAUAAGAAAAAUGACAGUCACCGUGUAACUGUUAAAUGCAAAUCCGAAGGUUGCCCAUGGAGGAUAUACGCAUCAAGGUUGGCCACAACCCAGUUAAUAUGUAUUAAGAAAAUGGGCACAAAGCAUACAUGCGAAGGAGCUUCUGCAACAGCUGGGUAUCGGGCAACGAGGGGAUGGGUGGGGAGCAUCAUAAAAGAGAAGUUGAAAGAAUCUCCUCAUUACAAGCCAAAAGAUAUUGCCAGUGACAUCAAACGAGAGUAUGGCAUUCAACUCAAUUAUUCGCAGGCAUGGCGUGCAAAGGAGAUUGCAAGGGAGCAGCUUCAGGGAUCCUAUAAGGAGGCAUACAAUCUGUUACCUUUUUUCUGUGAGAAGAUAUUGGAGACUAAUCCUGGCAGUCAGGCUACAUUCACCACGAAGGAGGACUCUAGCUUCCAUCGUUUCUUUGUUUCAUUUCAUGCUUCAAUAUCUGGUUUCCAGCAAGGUUGCCGUCCUCUCCUUUUCCUUGAUAGCACUCUUCUAUUCUCAAGAUAUCAAGGGAUGUUACUGGCCGCUACUGCUGCAGAUGGGGAUGAUGGUGUCUUUCCAGUAGCCUUUGCUGUUGUAGAUGAAGAAACCGAUGACAACUGGCGGUGGUUUUUGUUGGAAUUGAAAUCUGCUGUGUCAACGUCUCGACAAAUUACAUUUAUUGCUGAUUUCCAAAAUGGCUUAAGCGAAUCAUUACGUGAAAUAUUUGGUAAAGAAUGUUAUCAUGGUUAUUGUCUACGUUACCUUGCUGAGAAACUUAAUAAAGAUUUGAAGGGGCAAUUUUCUCAUGAAGCAAGGCGUCUCAUGGUUCAAGACCUUUAUGCUGCUGCUUAUGCGCAGAAACUUGAGGCUUUCGAACAAUGUACAGAAAAUAUAAAAGCUAUCUCACCCGAGGCUUACAAUUGGGUCAUUCGAAGUGAGCCAGAUCACUGGGCAAAUGCAUUUUUUGGAGGUGCACGGUAUAACCAUAUGACAUCCAACUUUGGACAACUGUUCUACAGUUGGGUAUCAGAGGCAAAUGAGUUGCCAAUAACUCAGAUGGUUGAUGUAUUACGAGGCAAGAUGAUGGAGCUGAUCUAUGAACAAAGGGUUGAGUCCAGUAAGUGGGAGACCAGGCUAACACCAUCUAUGGAGGAAAAGCUACAGAAUGAGAUUUCAAAAGCACGUGCGCUUCAAGUGUUACUUGCACACGGUAGUACAUUUGAGGUUCGUGGUGAAUCUGUUGAUAUAGUUGACAUUGAUCACUGGGACUGUAGUUGCAGAGGAUGGCAGCUUACUGGAUUGCCUUGCUGCCAUGCUGUUGCUGUUUUUGAAUGCCUUGGUAGGAGCCCUUACGAAUACUGCUCCAGGUACUUCACAACUGAGAGUUACCGUCUGACAUAUGCAGAGUCAAUUAACCCCGUACCCAAUGUAGAGAAGCCAGCAACAAGUGAACUAACUGAGGUUGCAGUUACGGUUACUCCGCCAACUAAGCGUCCACCUGGCCGGCCGAAGAUGAAGCAGGCUGGGUCAGUGGAAGUAAUCAAACGCCAACUCCAGUGUAGCAACUGCAAAGGUCUUGGCCACAAUAAAAGGACAUGCACGUCGGCAUCACUGAUCGAGGCGAAAGAUGAUGAUGACGACGAUGCAUCAGAUCCUGUACUCUUAACAGCUGAGACGACCGAAGAGACCUGAGGAAAGCACAUCUAUAUUACCUUCUUGUCGAAACUCAUUGUAAAACAAACAGGAUAUAAGGGAAAUUCCCAAGAUAGAUCCUCGCUUAAUUCACACAGACGAAGUCUUUUGUAGUUUUAUGUUGUUUCAUUGGUGAAAACUGUUUGUUUUUAUUGUCCUCCACCUUGAAAAAUUAUGGUAGUCUUGUUUUGUCUUGAUAGGAGGGUAGUGAUGUAGUAGUUUUUCUCACUGCUAAUUUGGUAGGAUUUGGUGCACACUCGUGGCUUUUAUGCUGUUAUUCGGUUAAGCUAUUAAUUGUCAGGAUUGCUGUUGUAACUUUUGUAUUUGAUGCUCGUGACAUGAAAAUUUAGGAGCAGAACCAUAUGCUUUCUGUCAUUUAUGGAUUUUGGUUGAUCCUCG